Oppia nitens is the source of this 1151-nucleotide messenger RNA. Its product is annotated as innexin shaking-B-like. Bases 1 to 1134 code for a protein of 377 amino acids. The transcript is spliced from 3 exons. NCBI's taxonomy places the organism in Eukaryota, Metazoa, Arthropoda, Arachnida, Sarcoptiformes, Oppiidae. Gene Ontology annotation, molecular function: gap junction channel activity. The record is from RefSeq and is a predicted model, not a curated record. Gene Ontology annotation, cellular component: plasma membrane; gap junction.
AUGAUUGAUAUAUUUAGAAAUUUAUUACACUUUUUAAAGUUUAAGAAGACCUGUGUUGAAGACUUAGCAUUUCGUUUGCAUUGCAAAUAUACAUCAAUGCUAUUAUUAUUUUGUUUUCUUAUUGUUACCACUAAACAGAUUGUCGGCGAACCUAUAGAUUGCGAUUCCAAUAGAGAUUUUGUAAAGGGAUCGGUACUCAACACUUACUGUCUAAUACAUCACACUUAUCUGAUCCGAAACGCAUUUAAUCGACAGCUCGGCAAAGAAGUGGCUUAUCCUGGUUUGCGUGAGGGAACCGAUGAAAUCAAAUAUCCGUAUUACCAAUGGAUUUGGUUCAUCUACUUUAUUGAGGCCCUAUUCUUCUACACUCCGCACUGGUUCUGGAAGAACUUGGAGAGCGAAACAAUGGAUAGAUUAUUGAAUUGGGAGUGUCAUCACAACCAGAAAGAUAGCCGCUGUUUGAACAGAUGUCGUAAGACUCACAUUAGUAAAUGUCUGGUCAAAUACCGCAAAUACGACUCUUAUGCCCGAAACUACCUGAGCUGUAGUCUAUUAGCAUUGUUUAACGCAUUCCUACAGAUCUUUCUAAUUGAUCUCUUGUUUAACGGCGAGUUCUAUAGCUAUGGACUCAAUGUCUUUAGUUUUAUAUUGUCUGAACCCGAAAGUAAAAGAGAUGCACUGACUCGGGUAUUCCCAAAGAUGACGAAAUGCAUGUUUCAUAAGUAUGGUUCCGGCGGAAGCAUCCAAACGUUUGACUCGCUCUGUAUAUUGCCAUUGAAUAUGUAUAACGAAAAGAUUUUCAUAUUCUUGUGGUUUUGGUUUGCAAUUAUAUCAGUGGUUCUCAUGAUUAAAAUUGCCAUCAAUGUCACCAUUUUAUUCAGUCCAUACCUGCGAUCCUAUUAUUUUAAGCGAACAUUUCCCGCAACUAAAUCGAUGACCGAAGACUUUGACUUACGAAAAGUAUCGUUUGGACAGUUGUUUAUGUUGUUUCUGAUUAAAGAGAAUAAAGGCAUUGAAUUCACCAAUAAAGUGAUUGACGAAGUGUUACCCUAUAUUUGUGGCAAAAUUAGUUCAAAGGGUAGAAACAAUUCAACACUUAUUAGCAAAGUUGACAAACAUGAAGAAAUCGUAUGAAGAGGUCAUCUUCUAGC